CUGUUGUUAACUCGUCAUUUCGCAAGCGCCAUGAUCAUCUACGUUCGCUCGAAGACCACCCACGUCGUGGAGAACGCCGAGGAGCAUACCGUAGGAGACGUCCGCUUCUGCCUCUGCCAGGCCGAAGAGCUGCCCCUGGAGGAGGUGAGGCUGUACGCCGCGGGGGCACUCCUCGACGACGACAGCUUCCCCCUCGCCGACCUGAGCGUCGACACCAUCGAGGUCAACGUUGCCCUCAAGGGAGGGAAGGUCCACGGCUCCCUGUCCCGCGCCGGGAAGGUCAAGAGCCAGACCCCCGUGGUGGAGAAGAAGGAGAAGAAGAAGGCCAAGACCGGCCGUGCCAAGCGCAGGGCGCAGUACGAGCGCCGCUUGUCCCUCGCGAGCGUGGUCCGCUCGGACAGCAAGCGAGGCCCCAAUGCCCAGGGAGUCUCCAAGACGUAGUGAGCGCCGUGUCCGUGACUUUGGCCGCUGAGAGCCAGUGACUCCCUCGUAUAGAGUGCGACCCCAGUGCCCAGGGACUACAAUACGCAGUGAGAGAAAGCAGGAUGCUGCAUUUGGUUCUUAAAAAGGAACUUUUUUGAGCUUGAAAAAAAAAA
Messenger RNA from Penaeus chinensis, 596 nucleotides. RefSeq names its product FAU ubiquitin-like and ribosomal protein S30. Lineage: Eukaryota; Metazoa; Arthropoda; Malacostraca; Decapoda; Penaeidae. Gene Ontology annotation, cellular component: cytosolic small ribosomal subunit; ribosome. The coding region runs from base 31 to 441 and encodes 136 amino acids. The transcript has a single exon. The record is from RefSeq and is a predicted model, not a curated record. Gene Ontology annotation, molecular function: structural constituent of ribosome; protein binding. Gene Ontology annotation, biological process: translation.